Zerene cesonia (dogface butterfly) is the source of this 1631-nucleotide messenger RNA. Its product is annotated as peptidyl-tRNA hydrolase ICT1, mitochondrial. The record is from RefSeq and is a predicted model, not a curated record. The coding region runs from base 94 to 699 and encodes 201 amino acids. NCBI's taxonomy places the organism in Eukaryota, Metazoa, Arthropoda, Insecta, Lepidoptera, Pieridae. The transcript has 5 exons. Gene Ontology annotation, cellular component: mitochondrial large ribosomal subunit. Gene Ontology annotation, molecular function: translation release factor activity. Gene Ontology annotation, biological process: mitochondrial translational termination.
CUGUCAUAUCUGCAAAAAUUUACAGAUUUGAGGUUAUAAUUUUAUUGUGGGGUCUUAAAUAUUAACUUUAAGAGUUGAUAAAUACAUUUAAUAAUGGCUUUUAUGCCGUUAAGACUUCCGCUGUUGCGGAUGAUAGCACAGAGGGGCUCAUAUUCAACCCUGCUGCAAAGAUCGAUGGCCUAUAAGAGUGCAAUUUCUUUGGAAACUCUUUAUCCUAAUAGUUCUUUAAAACUCACAACACCAUCCUUUACACCAAAUGAGAAUGAAAAAUUUUCUGGUUACAUCCCCAUGGAAAAAUUGGAUAUAACUUACAGUGCGAGUUCAGGGCCUGGGGGGCAAAAUGUUAACAAGGUGCACACAAAAGUAGACCUAAGAUUUAAAUUAAGUGAGGCCGAGUGGAUACCUACUGAAAUAAGGGAGAAAAUGUUAAAACAGCACAGCAAUAAGCUAACAAAGGAAGGUUACAUGAUCAUCCGUUCGGACACCACUCGCUCGCAGCAGCUGAACCUGGCUGACUGUCUACAGAAGCUCAGGACAUUGAUACGGAAUGCUGCCGUCACUGAGAAGAAAGCCUCACCGGAGACAGAGGAGAGGAUUAGGCAACGGCAUUUAAAGGCAUCUCGGCUGCGAGUGGCUCUGAAGAGAGAGGAGGCCUACAAGCGCGCCCAGAAGCGGCCGCCCACUGUCGUGGACUUAUGAUUUUUCCAUUAAAUUGGGCAUGCCUUUUAAAUGUUAAAUAGCAACAUUGCUAGUAGAUUGGUGAUUUUUGUAGGUUCAAAACGUUUGACAAGUAUGUUUAAGAUAGAAAUAGUACCAUUUUGUUUAUCAUUGUAGCUUAUACACAACAAAUGGGUUUCAUACGAACCAACUAAGAAUAGGAACAGAACCUACGUGUCAAAUGUCAUUUGGAAAAUGUGACGUAAUUGGAAAUCCUUUUUGAAUUUUAAUAUUGGUGUAUUUUUAACCGACAUUCACAAAAACGAAUGAGGUUUUUAAUAUAUCGGUUUUUUUCCCUGAGCUAUCAACCAAUUAACGUGAUUCUUUUUACGUUAAAUAGGAAAUUCUGAAGUGAAGCUCUUUCCUAGGAAUGGUGCCUUGUGGUGAUCUCUUUUGGAGAAAAUAUUUAUUACUUAUUAUCUGACUUAUACAUCAAAUUUAUGUAUAAUUGCGAUUGCUUUCUUGAGAUUAUCAAUUUAAAAUUAACACCUAUGACGUCAGAAGAUGGCGCUGUAUCGAUCCUAUCCUGAGUUUGAUUGCAUUGUAUAAUAUAAUAUAAAAUUUUAAAUAGCAUUGUAUAAUAACCAAGUCUUUCUAAUAAUUUUAAGAAACAGUCUCUAAAUAACUUAUCUGUCAAACUUGAAUGUAGGUAAAAAAUGUUGAUGCAAUGUUGCUAUAUUUAACAAAGUCUCAUUUGAUCUGUAAAACGUUGAGGACAAAUUAUAAAUUAGUUAAUAUUACAGUUACUUAAUCUUGUAAAAAUUGACCUCAUUCAGAGUUAUAGAUAAAUGAUGACGGGUGCCCAAUUUAAUGUGAAAAACGUUAAAAUAUAUAUUGAUAGUGAUGAAUAAUAUGUUGUACUAGAUUAAGCUACUUGCAGUAGAAAAUAACAAAAAAAUAAAAUAAAUAAAAAA